AGCGUGUCAAGUGUUAGAUGUCGUAAAAGGAACGGUUGAAGCGCCAACACAAACACGGGAAGAAACGUCUAACUGAGAAUAGUUAAUAAAAAAACUAAGAAUUUUUUUUAGUCACUUACCAUGGCUGGACCAUUUCUAUCACCUUUACCCGGUGAUCUUUUAACGGAAUAUAUGUUCGGUCGGCGACGACAACGGCGUAAUCGCACAACUUUUACCCCGCAACAGUUACAAGAAUUGGAAGCGCUAUUUCAAAAGACCCACUAUCCGGAUGUAUUUUUACGCGAAGAAGUCGCUUUGCGUAUUAGUUUAAGUGAAGCUCGUGUUCAGGUAUGGUUUCAAAAUCGUCGAGCCAAGUGGCGUAAGCAGGCGCGUCUUCAGCUACUCCAAGAUGCCUGGCGAAUGAGAUGUUUAAGCUUGGGACAACCACCUGUUAUGGGACAAAGUGGCACACCAAUACCCAACGGGGCAUCGCUAAAUGGCCCCAUGCCACCGGGAUUAGAUGCUGCCCCCGAAAACCUCUCGAAUUCGGCAAUGUCCAAAGAAACUCCCAACGGGACAAUGGGUAAUGGCUCACCACCACCCACAUCGCAACACAACAAUAUGACAAUGAUGCAUCCGGCUGAAAGUGGGCUGGCCAAUAAAUCAAAUGCUAGUGGGGGAAAUGAAAAAACCUAUACCGAACUUAAACUCUACAAAGAUCAUCAUCUGCAAAAUCAACAUUUAACACAGGCGCUGCAUGCCCACAUGCAACAUGAUCCCCGGCUAAUAGCUGCACUCGAUCACAAUUCGGAUGAUGGAUCGGAUGGUUCGGAUUCCGAAGAAAUUGAUUUGACCUCAGGAUCAUGUAUAGAUUUCUCAAAUAAACAUCAAAAUGUGGUCAUGAGUAAUGCAACAACAGUAGCAGCGUCAUCGAGUCCUGCAGGACAACAACCACAGCAGCAGCAACAACAAUUACAACAACCACAUUUGAUAACCAGCAAUGGAGUGCAUUGAAUGCGUAAUAUUAUUUGAAAAAAAAUUGAAAAUCUAAGGAAAACAAAUGAAACAAUAAAAUAUGCAAUAAAA
Messenger RNA from Musca domestica (house fly), 1065 nucleotides. Its product is annotated as retinal homeobox protein Rx-B. The transcript has 3 exons. Bases 121 to 993 code for a protein of 290 amino acids. Gene Ontology annotation, biological process: regulation of transcription by RNA polymerase II. Gene Ontology annotation, molecular function: RNA polymerase II transcription regulatory region sequence-specific DNA binding; DNA-binding transcription factor activity, RNA polymerase II-specific. NCBI's taxonomy places the organism in Eukaryota, Metazoa, Arthropoda, Insecta, Diptera, Muscidae. The record is from RefSeq and is a predicted model, not a curated record.